UCAUUUUCUCACAUUCUCAUAACGUCCUAAACAGCGAAAAGUAGUAGGUCAAAAGAAAAGAACAUUUUUUUUCUUUUCUUUUUUAUUCCAAUUCAAUUUCGACCAUUUUAUUAAAUUUCCCUCACUUUUGCUUCUCCAUAAUUGUUCACAUUAAUGCAACACUUUCUUUUCGCAGCAAUUACAGUUUCGUUUUCUUCUCUCCAUCACAAUCAACCAUCUCUUCGCAUUAAUUGACGUUUAAAUGUUUUCUCUUCCAACCAAAUCAUCUUCAUCUUCACUUUUCUUCAUCUUCUGCUCUUCCUUUGAGUCUCUUUAAUUCAUUUCAAUUCAAUUCUAUUCUCCUGCUUUUCCGAGAACUGCAACAAGUGUCUCUCUCUCUCUCUCUUUCUCUCUCUCUCAAUUUAAUGUUGUGCCUUUUCCGCCAUUGUUGUUGUUGUUUCCAUCGUCCUCACAAUCCAAUUGAUCUUAAUACAAAUGAUCCAGUCAAAAGAAGCAUCUUCAUCCCAAGCAACUAAAGUACCAAUUGAUUUUGACGACGAACCUUCUGGGCCUUACAUCCCUAUAUCUGAAUGUUAUACUGGGAAACCAGUUUCUUUCAAAGGUUAUCCUAACAGUAACCAUCACCUUCCCCCUCCUCCUCUGCCAUCUUGUUCAUCUUCCAGUGUUCACCAUCCAAUUCAUCAGUCUCAUGGACUGGGGUACAAGCAACUGACCCCCAGCCCUGGGGUCCAUCAUAACCAUAACCUGAAUCACAAUCAUCAUCAGGUGACCAACUAUGAUGUUCCUCGUUCAAGUGUCUUCACCAAAGUAGCCCUGAUCAACUCUCCAUCCACUGGUCUCUCUCUCUCAUCGUCCCACACACUCAAUGCUCGUAAAAGCAAACCUCACAAUCUGACUGUUGGUCCAUUGAGUCAUACACUCAAUCGGCAUGAGCGUCUCUCCGAUUCCAACAAUUCAACUCUUUCCCUUCGUAGUCGAGUCAGUAAGCCCAAUGGUGAAUUUGGCCAUUCAAGCUACAGGAAUGAACCACCGCCAAGGCCACCCAAGCCUAAGAAGUUGAACAAUCGAAGCAAAUCCGAAAGUUGCUCUCCUGCUUAUGGAACAAACCAUUUUAAUAGCAACGAUCAUUUAUCACCUUCAACUCCAUUCAAUAGUCAUUUAGAUUCACCAUCGUCACCAUCAGGCCAAUUUAAUCCCACCAUUAAUUCAAGUUCAAACAACAACAUUAACAUCAACAUCAACAACAUUAUCAACAAUAACAAUCAACAUAAUAAUCAACAUAACAACAACAAUAACAACAACAUAGUAAACACCCCAACCUCUCAACCAUUAACUCUUGAUGAUGUUUAUGAUUUCCCAAAAUCAGAACCAGUAUUUAAUAGCAUGAGAACUGCAAUUCCCGCUCCUGGUAACCGAACUACCAAAGGGAACAGUCAUUCUUACACUAAUGCGCCUCCAGGUCAUUUAAGUAAACCUCCAGUUUUCACUUACGAUUACAAGGGAACUUUACCUGUUUAUCUAGACGAUAAUACGAUUGCUUUUGAUUUGGAUAAUUGUGAUCGAUCUCCAUCUACACCAAACUCUGCAUUUGAUUCGCUUUCUUCAAGCGGCUCUCUGUCCAAAAGUCUCACACCUCCGGCAGUUAAUCGAGAUUUAAAGCCAAAACGACGAGACUCUGAUUCUGAUACAAAUGUUUCUCCGACAAGUCCAACAUUUACUCUCGCACCUCCACCAGCUCACUCGAAAUCUUAUAUUAAACCAACAAGACACUUGGCUGAUGGGCCACCUCGAGUUCCUUCAAGAGGAAGACAAUUUCAACAUCAUGUUACUCGAGAUGAAUCAAAUUCAGAUGAAGAUAUAAUCAGUCACUCUUCCAUUUUCCAUAAACGAAAUUCAUCUUUAGACGAUCAGUCUCGUCGCGCUUAUACUAUUCCUAGAAAAUCACCAAUCGACUCUCCAAAUGUAACUUACCUGGAUCUUGAUCUAAUGGGAAACAGUAAAGGCAAAGAUUCACCUCGUUCACGUUCAUCUAAUUCAUCUGAUCCAUUCAAGUCAUCGUUGAAUCAUUCAAAGGAUCUCAUUGGAACAUCCAGUUUAAGUGGUUCUCAGUCAACAGUAUAUAAAAGUAUCGAUUUUGUUGCAACUGAUGCUUUCCGUCAACUUAGAAUAAGUUCACAACGAUUAGUGGAGAGAGAUUGAGUUUGCUAGUGUUAAACAAAAGUUAUCAAAUUUUAAUUAUCCAUGUUAAAGACUUUUAUUAUUUCAACUCUAAACUGUAUCAAAUCUUCAUCAUCAUCCUCUUAACACGUCCAAAUUUCUAUCCUGACUAUUGUGCAUUUCAUGGUGCAAAAUGAUUCGAUUCAUCCUCUUAUUUUAUCUUCAUCUUGGCUCAAAUACACAACAAUCAGAGAGAGAGAGAGAAAUUCAAAGAUAAUAUCAAAUUUUACAUGUUAUCUUCUUUCGCCAAUCAAUAUCAAUUUACUAUUACAAUUGAUGUUAAUCUCUUAAUUUUUCGUAAGUUUAAUCUUAUUGAACUAAGUUGAUUUGGAAGAUAUUGGUUAAUCAUAUCAUUCUAAAUGAAGGGUGAGAAUUGAACAUCAAUGGAAGAUUAUAAACAGACUGGAUUACUCUGGGAAAUGUCAAUCGAUCACAAAGUCAACAUGAAAACUUAAUUUCUCUCUGUGAUUGUGCAUCCAAUUCAUCAAAUCAACUUGUGAUUAAUAUGCACUCUCAUCUUUACUUGAAAUGUGACUAAUGCAACUCUCAAGAGUCUCCAUUGUCACCAUCAUCAUCAUCAUCAUCAUCCUUGUGAAAGUAAUAACUACAAACACUAAAUGAAAUUGAAUAUCCAUUUCUAGAGUCGAUGCCAAUACCAGAAAUUGAUGAUUAUUUUGCUAAACAUCUGAAUUCUGAACGAGCAAGAAAAGGUUCAAGUGCCUUAAUCAAAUUCUGUCAUUGACUCAAACACCCAAAGCAAAAAACUUUGAAGCAACGAAAAGCCAAUGACUUAAAAGCUUAGCUAUUUCAUUUUCUUCCAAUCUUGAUAUUCAUCUGUUUCAUUUUGAUUAUCAUUCUAAUUGCAAAUGAAAAUUGCAAUCACCAGCGGAACUCUGAUACUCUGAUCCAAUUUCCUGUUCGCACAAAAUUAACCUUUUAUACCUGAAUUAUGAUUGUUUACAAUAAUAUCCUCUCUCUUUCUUUCUCUCUCUCUAUCUCUCUGAUUCGAGCCCCUGUUAAAACAAUCAUUAACUUGUAUGAAUCUUUAAAAAAAGCAAACGAUAAAUUACCAAAAAGUGUCAUACAAAAGUCCAAUCACCCAAACCUGCGAUAAAUCAAUCAAAUUGAUACACAACAACAACAACAACAUUUACCGUCCCAGAUAAUUUGACAAUGAUGACAAUAAAUGUCUCAUUUCUUAAGCCAAUAAAGUACAUGAACUUUUUA
Molecule: messenger RNA, 3444 nt
Organism: Panonychus citri (citrus red mite)
Lineage: Eukaryota; Metazoa; Arthropoda; Arachnida; Trombidiformes; Tetranychidae
Product: rhoGEF domain-containing protein gxcI-like
Source: RefSeq, a predicted model, not a curated record